Molecule: messenger RNA, 1633 nt
Organism: Klebsormidium nitens
Lineage: Eukaryota; Viridiplantae; Streptophyta; Klebsormidiophyceae; Klebsormidiales; Klebsormidiaceae
Source: the annotation of a GenBank genome assembly
AGGAGACGGUGCAUGCACUCCCCGCAUCCAAGAAGAAGGCUUAGGCAGGGACGAUCGAGGUCGUCAUUCAUCACCCUGGGCCUAGGUAGCUGGACAUCAGCUUCGAAUUUCAUAGCUGGCAAAAGGGCUCUGAAGGCGCUCAUGCUCCUUGCAAAGCUGAGGGCCUUAAUCGGAAGGACGGCUCUUGACCAGCAAAGGUUUAGAAAGCGUUCACAACUGUGGCUCCUGCACAAACGCGGUCCACACUCCUUGUGUGUGGACCGCACAUGACCCUUAGUUGUUGAACAAACCCGAAGAGCAGUGAAGGUUCAGAGGCUGACAGAAGAGCUGUCAAGUAGUUCCACACCAGUCACAUGCCGUUGCAUGUCUUAGCCAGGGAUGACAAGAAAUAGCCUCCCGCUUUGGCGCAUUCUGUGUAGGAAGCCUCCAGCUUAGGUUUUAGCCAUCCUACCUCCAACCUUUCACUUCUUCCUUUGAAAACCUGCUGUAAAGCUGCAGCCAAAGCACUCUUGAGUUCUGUUACAGUCAGCUUAGCUCUAGCUAUUCUGCAUUUUAGGGAUUUGCAGGGGAGGGGGCCUGUGAGGGAUGGGGGCGCUGUGCUGCUGUCCCAUACCAGAGGACUACUGGGAGGAGUAUGGCCACCCAAACAGCCUUCAAAAUUGUUUUGGCGUGCGCUACUGCUUCCGGUGGUGCAUACGCGCUUAUCGGACACUAAUUGACCCCCAGAAUGAGCACCGGCUAGGGGGAUCCCCCAUCCACGGAACCUCAGCCAGCCCCUCCGCCGUUCUCCUAAGCCCAACUCGGACUGACUCCACCAAUCCGGACUCCUACCGCGCGCCCCCCAUGCCGUUGCCAUUUGACCAUCGGAACCUUCGGCCGCGGGGGCCCACCGGAAAGGGGGGGUCGGAUCGGCAGCAGGAGGGGGGGGAGGGGAUGGCGCUGCUUCGGCGGGGGGUGGAAGUGGGCAGCGUGACUGCCCCGCCAAAAGCCGAGGAGACUGAGACGGAAGAGACGAAGAAGAUGGCGAAUAUUAAGAGGAACACUUCGGUGAUGUCGUUUACGGACGAGGAGUGCUGUCCGACGUGCUUGGAUGGCUAUACCGAGGACAACCCGAAGAUCCAGACGGCCUGCCUGCACCACUUUCAUCUGAGUUGCAUAUACGAGUGGAUGGAACGGAGCAACCGAUGCCCCGUCUGUGACAAGGAGAUGAUGUUCGAUGAAAGGUGACGUGGACAAAAACGAGCACGCAAAGCAUCCGCUUGGCUGCAUUCGCCUGUGACCUGUAAUUAAUAGAUUGAUCUGAAACGCAGCAGCAUGUUUGUACAGUCAAGCGGGCACUUAUUGGCUCAUCAAAGGGGUAGAAGCUGGAUUUGGAAGAGGACACGUGUGGGAAGGGUUGGUAGGCUUCGGCGAGCCCAUAGAACUCGCCUGUAGAUUCGAUCAAGUUCGUCGUGGAUCACACAGUGCCCUCAAGCCAGCUGUAUUAUAAGCUUCCAAAAGGUACGCUUUGCGAAGAUAUAGGUGGACCGACCAUAUUGUAUAUCGUCAUCUAGAGUGGGCUCGAAAGUGGAUUGAGUUCCUAUGCGUCCGUUUAACAUCUUCACAAUGCGGGAUGCACACGUUCUGCGGGCAG